CACCAGCCCCUCGUCUCAGUCGCGUAGGCAGACCGUCAAGACUGUGCAGGACGAUGCGCCCGUGCUCCCUCCACUAUUGCGACCCUCGUAUGCCAUCUCAUCGAUAUUCCUGACGACGACGUGCCGACAGUUCGUCCUGUUGAUCUUGACGCGCUUGGGUCUCGCGACUUUUCGCGCCGUGCACGCGUCGUGAUCCCUCCCUCGUUGCCAUUCCCACGCCCCAAUUGAUCCACCUGGACCCCGACACAUCGCGCGAUAUCCUUACACAUCAAACCCAACAUGUCUCCCAAAUCUCCCACCACCAGAAAGAACAAGGCGCGGCCGUCGCGAGGUGGACGAGCGAGUAUCGGAAGCAGGAAGGAGUCGGGCAAGAGACUUGGACAAGCAGGACCCGCUCCCGAUCGCGCGAAGAAGCGCUACAAGCCCGGCACCGUCGCCCUGCGUGAGAUCAAGCGCUACCAAAAGUCAACCGACCUGCUCCUCCUGAAGCUCCCAUUCCAGCGCCUCGUCCGCGAGAUCGCGCAAACAGUCACAACCGAAGACGGCCCCAACAGAUGGCAGAGUCAAGCCAUCGUCGCCCUCCAAGAAGCCACUGAAGCCUUCCUCGUCAACCUCUUUCACGACGCCAACCUCUGCGCCAUUCACGCCAAGCGCGUUACCAUACAGCAAAAGGAUAUUCAACUCGCGCGUCGUCUGCGAGCAGCUUGGGGCGCGCCGGUUUGAGUUGGCAAGGUUGUUUUUGGCAGAUACCCAAUCUUUACUUCUGUUGGUUACGAGUUUUGGGGAAACGGGGCGUAUCGUUGCGAUCUGGAACUCGCACGCAUAUCAGAGAGGCUGCUUUUGGGGAGCAAUUGCGAUUGGCGUUCCGUGGCGCAAGAGGUUACUCGUAUGAGGCCCGUCUUCAGGAUUCUUAUUGAUCAUCGUUUAUA
Molecule: messenger RNA, 929 nt
Organism: Alternaria rosae
Lineage: Eukaryota; Fungi; Ascomycota; Dothideomycetes; Pleosporales; Pleosporaceae
Product: histone H3
Exons: 3
Coding region: 280-723 (147 amino acids)
Cellular component (GO): nucleosome
Molecular function (GO): protein heterodimerization activity; DNA binding; structural constituent of chromatin
Source: RefSeq, a predicted model, not a curated record